Athene cunicularia (burrowing owl) is the source of this 3725-nucleotide messenger RNA. RefSeq names its product coiled-coil domain containing 181 (gene CCDC181). Gene Ontology annotation, molecular function: microtubule binding. The record is from RefSeq and is a predicted model, not a curated record. NCBI's taxonomy places the organism in Eukaryota, Metazoa, Chordata, Aves, Strigiformes, Strigidae. Bases 1016 to 2596 code for a protein of 526 amino acids. The transcript is spliced from 6 exons.
AGGUGUCUUGCAUUGAGGAUCCUUAGUUGCUGAGCAGUUCAGAAAUACCACUCUGGAAUUCAGUGCAGACUGGCCCAGUGAGGGAGAAGCUCACUCACUGGUUGAUGUGUCAGUCUCACUGAAGGUGACUGUAAGGGAAAGCAGGUGGAAGUUUGCCAUGCAGGAGGACCUUUCUAUUUACAUUGACCUAAUUACAAAAUUGAGGCCUUAGGGAAGAAAUGCUGUAAACUCCCAGCCCUGGCACACCUGCACUUGACUGCCUUGGAAAGCUCUCCCUGUCUUGUGCUCCUAGAAGAGGUGGCUUAUACCUGGUAGUACAGGCUGGGCUGGAGGUCAGAGCGAUCUCUAUCUGUUGCCAGUUUGAUGGAGUUCAGUGUGGUGGUGGCCCAGCAGGCCCUCUGCAUAACACCAAAAGCAAGAGAAAAGGGGUGGUCUGGGGAGGAAGAGGGGGCCUUUCUUACACGUGUUUCCUUGAGAGCCUUAUUGCUGAGGCAGGAGGGAUAGGGCUGUCAGCAUGUCAGGCUUGCUCUGAAUUUCAUUCAUCUGUCUUCCCUGGGUGAAUGCAGGAGUCAGCUGUGCAGGGAUGAGCUGCUUGGCAGUGUUGAGGAUUAAAAUCUUUGCUUGCAUAUGACAGGAAGGUAAGCAGUAGCUCAUAUAGGUAUAGCAUUAUCCUUUAAGGUGGCUUCAGUUGUUUCAGACUUGGUGCUGGUGAAGAGUGGUGUGACAAGAACCCUGAGGCUGCUUUCGCUCAUGAUCCACGUGAACUGUGGCAAUCCUCCUUGCUCCUCCCAUCGCAUCCUGCAACACCACAUACCGCUAAGAGAUCUGAAAAGGGACACCCAGCUGCUGGCACGGAGCUGAAUUCCUGAGUCUGCAACACAGCACACAGCGCGGUUUGAUGGAGAGGAGAUAAAUACUACACACGGCUGGAGUGUCUGCCUGGGAUGCUAUGGCUGUUCCUUUGUUCCAGUCGAUGCUGUGGGCUGCUGCAGUAUUACUUUAACACAUCACCAAAAUGAGUGAAAAGGAAGACCAAGGAGAUCCAGCAGAUAUGGGUGAUUUAACAGAAAGUGCAGAAUAUGAGGAUGAUUUUGAAAAAGACCUCGAAUGGCUAAUUAAUGAAGAAGAAAAAGAAAACCUUGGUGAAGGAGAGAAUCCUGAAAAAGAUGAAGAGGGUAUCAAAGCACAGAUUUUUAAAGUUGCGGACAACUUUGAGGAAGACCAUGAGGAAAUGGAAGAAAAUCCAGAUCAGCUUUCAGAAGCAGAUAGAGAUGUGAAAGUGAGACCCACCAAUGAAGAAAGUUUGGAAUCCAGGUCUGAUAUUAAACAGGGGGACCAUGUAUCUGAUACUGACAGUGAAAGCUCUAUCCAGGAAUCCAAGCUGGAAAACCAGCAGGAACUGGAUGAGGAGGAAGAUGAAGAAAUAAAGCGUUACAUCUUGGAAAAGAUUGAAGAAGCCAACAAACUGCUGGAGAAUCAGGCUCCUGUGGAUCAAAACAGAGAACGGAAAUUAAAAUUUAAGGAUAAAUUGGUGGAUCUUGAAGUUCCUCCUCUAGAAGAUGCUGAAAUUUGUAAAACUGACCUUGCAAGAGGAGACGAUGUUUCAAACAGGCUAUCUCAGUUGCAUAUUUCUAAUGAAAUGGGGCAGGAAAGCACAUCACUUCUGCCACGUGCUGGCAAGGAUGAGGAAAACAAGGAUGGUAAAAUCCUAGUGGAAAAAGAUGGGAAGUUUGAACUCUUAAGUUUACGUGAUAUUGAAAGCCAGGGCUUUUUGCCCCCGAUAAGUGUUUCUUUUACUGAUAUUGAAACUCAACAGAUGUCUGCAAAAUCUUCACACUACGGUGCUUUUGGCACUGUCUCUCGAAUGAAGGAGGUACCUCCAGUAAGACCAGGAGCACGUUCUUUUUCUCCUGGUGGAGAAGAGCAUGUGUAUUUCCCUAAGCCUCCGUCUAACCCAAAGCGUCGUCCGAAUUCUGCUGUCAAUACUGCAAGAGCUCUGGGGAAACGGAAGGUUCCGCAGAGGGCACAGUCUGCAAACGUGCCUGUGAGAAGCUCUACUUACUGUCUUUCUCCCAGACAAAAAGAAUUGCGGAAGCAGUUAGAACAAAGGAAGGAAAAACUGAGGAAAGAGGAAGAAGAAAGGAAAAGGGAACAGGAAGAACAGAAGAGAAGAGAGAACGAGAUGGUUUUUAAAGCUUGGUUACAGAAGAAGAAAGAACAAGUGCAAGAAGAAAAGCGAAUUCGUCGUGCAAAGGAGCUGGAAGACUUAAACAGCAAAGAGAGGAACAGGAAUCCAGAAGAAGCCUUCAAGUUAUGGCUUAAAAAAAAGCACCAAGAACACAUGAAAGAAAAACAGAUAGAAAUUUUGAGACGCCAAGCUGAAGGAAUUGCCUUUUUUCCAAGAACAGAGGAAUGCAACAGAGCCUUUAAAGAAUGGCUAAAAAGAAAGAGAGAAGAAAAGCGAGCAGAAGAACUAGCUGCUAAAGAGAGAGCAAGGCAGUUUAGAUUAGAAGCCAGAAGAGCAAAACAGAUGCAGAACAUCCACUGCAUUAGUUCGGAGACAAAAUCCUUUCGCUUCACAGACCAUUAUAGCUGAAAGUUUGAUGUAACCACAGAGUUCUUGGUGGCAACUCUCUUUAAUUUUUAUGGCUUGAGCUGUUGCUCUUUACAGCCACAGACUUUUCGUGGUGUUUUUUAAAGCUUUCAAGCAAGUUUAACAAUUACCUGAUUGUGAUUUUAAUAUUUAUUUGUAAUUUUGUUGAAAAGCCUGCUUUUAUGUCUAACUCAGGGAUCUUUUUGGUUCGACCAAAUCUAAACGAGCGUGAGAUCUGUAUGAGUGUGGCAAAUACACAUUCCUGUCUUUAAAGGGCACUUUAUACUCAGCUCCACCCUGAAUUCCUGGAUGCAGGCUAUUAUGAAAAGUGUUGAAUUUUUGAUGGAUUAAUAUUGCUGUUUGCUGCUGCUUGUGAUGAAGACUGUACAGCGUGUUAUGUUGUUGGAAAAUCCUAUUUCUUUUACCACUUCCUAGUGAUCUGUUGACCAGCUGUUAGUUCUGGCUAGGCUGGAGGACUAAUUUUAAUCACUGAAGGUUAACAUGUGUGUGAAUGUGCAAGGUUUUGAAACUUACUUCUGCGAGUCAUAGUCAGUAGUCUUCUAUUCCAUGAAAUUAAAAGAUGGUGUGAAUUAUAACCUUUACUAGUAUUGAGGAAGCUGGAUUCCUCGUAUACAUGUCUGUGUUUGCUAAAUUAAUGAUAAUAAACUACAUCAUCCUACCCAGCUAGAUUGGGAACUCUUGUCAGAGAACAUGCUGAGGUCACUUAUGAAAUCAUGAAGUGGAAGAUGAGGAACAUUCUGUCCAGCUGUGUGUCCACCAGAUUCCACGAUCUGCCAUUGUUCUUACAUUUUUCCCCAGUGAAAAGGUUUUCUGGAAGUACUGUAACAGACAGAGCAUAGCAGAUGCAAAGCAAAUGUGCCAUUAGUAUUUCUCCCCCUUUUGGAUAGUUACAGGCAUAUUCAGAGAAACUGGGGUUUGACCAGAGGUUGCCACAUUGCAGCUUUUGUCACCAUAGAUAAAGGUUGUGGAAGUGAAAUGAAAAUUUCACAUGUUAAUGAGAAACACAAGCAAAAGGUGCCUUCCUACUUCCUCUACCCUCCCCUGGACACCAAGAAAUGUUUCUUGUGUCUAGUGAGGAAGUGCAGGGGGAGAGUUUGCAAAGGUCCACGCU